This is a messenger RNA of Eruca vesicaria subsp. sativa (arugula), 1920 nucleotides long. Lineage: Eukaryota; Viridiplantae; Streptophyta; Magnoliopsida; Brassicales; Brassicaceae. The record is from the annotation of a GenBank genome assembly.
AACAAUUCUUCGACUAACGUUUUUCUCUUGUUGUUUCACAUGCUAGAAAAUCGACAUAAACGUGGAUUCCAAAUAUAUGAAUAAGACAAGCAUUGGUGAUUCUAAAAAAAGAGGGUUACCUGUGUCCCCAGCUGCUGUUUCCAAUCCAAGCCCUGUAAAUAAAACUAAAACCGAAGUCUCGCACAAAGGUGUUCAGGGGACAAUAGUAAAUGCUGAUGAAACUCAGAGAACUUGUCAAGUGAAAUAUGGGAGCUACUGUCUCUGGAGGGAGGAAAAUAAGGAACCCUUGAAAGAUGCUAAGGUGAAGCACAUGAAGGACCUCCUAUUUGUGGCUAGGGCAUACUAUCCAAGUAUUGCUAAAAUGCCUUCUCAAAGCAAGUUGACCCGGGAUAUGAAACAGAAUAUCCAAGACUUUGAGCGUAUUCUUAGUGAAAGCUCAGCAGAUUCUGACCUUCCACCACAGGUUGAUAAAAAGUUUGGGAAGAUGGAAGCUGUAAUUGCAAAAGCAAAGUCUUUUCCUGUCGACUGUAACAAUGUUGACAAGAAAUUGAGACAGAUCCUGGAUUUGACUGAGGAUGAAGCUAGUUUCCACAUGAAACAGAGUGUGUUCCUCUACCAGCUUGCAGUACAGACAAUGCCUAAGAGUCUUCAUUGCUUGUCAAUGAGACUAACUGUGGAGUAUUUCAAGUCAGGUUCAGUUGAUACUGAGGAUAGUGAGAAAUUUUCAGAUCCCUCAUUGCUUCACUUUGUUAUCGUAUCCGACAGUAUACUUGCAUCUUCCGUUGUGAUCAACUCAACGGUUUUACACGCAAGGGAAAGUAAAAACUUUGUUUUCCAUGUACUGACAGACGAGCAGAAUUACUUUGCGAUGAAACAAUGGUUUAUCAGGAAUCCCUGCAAACAAGCAGCUAUUCAAGUAUUGAACAUUGAAAAACUCGAGCUGGACAAUUCUGAUAUGAAACUGUCUUUACCUGCGGAGUUCCGUGUCUCCUUCCUCAGUGGUGACAAUUUGGCGUCACAAGGGAAUCGAACACACUACUUAUCAAUGUUCUCUCAAUCUCACUAUCUCCUCCCAAAGAUAUUUCACAAGUUGAAAAAGGUUGUGAUUCUGGAUCAUGACGUUGUAGUCCAGCGGGACUUAUCUCCUCUUUGGGAGCUUGAUAUGGGAGGAAAAGUGAAUGGGGCAGUGAAGGAGUGCUCAGUAAGAUUGGGUCAGCUAAAGAGUCUCAAGGGAGGAAGUUUUGAUACUAAUGCUUGUCUCUGGAUGUCUGGAUUGAAUGUCAUUGAUCUUGCUAGAUGGAGGGAGCUGGGAGUUUCAGAAACCUACCAGAAAUUUUACAAACAGCAGUUGAGUGUUGGAGGUGAGUCGAGAGAAGCAACUGCAUUGCAAGCAAGUUUGCUUACGUUUCAAGACAAAGUUUAUGCUCUUGACGACAAAUGGGCUCUAUCGGGGCUUGGCUAUGACUACUACAUCAACACCGAAACGAUAAAAAACGCAGCCACAUUGCACUACAAUGGGAACAUGAAGCCGUGGCUAGAGCUAGGAAUCCCACAGUACAAGAACUAUUGGAGAAAGCAUCUGAAUCGGGAAGAUGGGUUCUUGAGUGACUGUAACGUGAACCCUUAAUGAGAGUAAGUAAAAAGCUACAAGAGGCCAAUGCUGUAGAAGCAGGUCACACACGCAAAGGAAAAGAUUUAGAGUUGGUGGUUAAGCAGACAUCUCAUUUUUGGUGGGUAAAUAAACCCGAAUGCAUUGCAUGAGAAAUGCUGAAGGGGAGAGAGAGCUAGCAGAAGUGGGUUUUAAAAUUGAUAGCAAAUUGAUUUUUAAGAGACGUGAUCAAGAUGAUUGAAAAUCAUCUUUUGAUAUGAUUUUAAACAAAAAAAAAAGAGUGAAGAAACUUUGAUGUUGUAUAUGAUUUU